Molecule: messenger RNA, 1046 nt
Organism: Nelumbo nucifera (sacred lotus)
Lineage: Eukaryota; Viridiplantae; Streptophyta; Magnoliopsida; Proteales; Nelumbonaceae
Product: large ribosomal subunit protein eL15
Biological process (GO): cytoplasmic translation
Cellular component (GO): cytosolic large ribosomal subunit; ribosome
Molecular function (GO): RNA binding; structural constituent of ribosome
Source: RefSeq, a predicted model, not a curated record
AGCUCAUCGGUCCUCUAUAAAUCACUCUAUCUCGACAAAACACAGCCCUUCGGUACGCAAAAACCCUAGAGCAACUUGAAGCCAAGACGCGGCAACGAUGGGGGCUUACAAGUAUGUAUCAGAGCUAUGGAGGAAGAAGCAGUCCGAUGUAAUGAGGUUUCUGCAGAGGGUCAGGUGCUGGGAAUACCGCCAGCUACCCUCGAUCGUCCGAGUGACGCGACCUACGCGGCCUGACAAGGCUCGCCGGUUGGGCUACAAGGCUAAACAGGGAUAUGUGAUCUACCGUGUCCGUGUUAGACGUGGUGGUCGUAAGAGGCCAGUUCCCAAGGGUAUUAUGUAUGGUAAGCCAACAAACCAAGGUAUCACACAGCUGAAGUUUCAACGCAACAAGAGAUCAGUUGCAGAGGAACGUGCUGGGCGUAAAUUGGGUGGCCUGAAGGUUCUCAAUUCCUACUGGAUCAAUGAGGAUUCAACAUACAAAUACUAUGAGAUCAUCUUGGUUGACGCUGCCCAUAAUGCGAUCCGCAAUGACCCUAGGAUCAACUGGAUCUGCAAGCCUGUUCAUAAGCACAGGGAGCUCCGGGGACUGACUUCUGCUGGUAAAAAGUACAGGGGUCUCCAUGGAAAGGGACACUUGCACCACAAGGCAAGGCCAUCCCGAAGGGCAAACUGGAAGAGAAACAACACCCUCUCUCUCCGUCGCUAUCGUUAAUGGAAGUGACAUUUCUUGCAGUUCUUGUUGUUUUAGGAUUGGGAUUUCAUUUGUAGGACUCGUUAGCCUGUUUGGGAUAAAGAGUGAGUUGGUUAUAACGAUGAACAAAUUCAUAUUUUGGCAGAUUUUAUACGCUAUAUUUGUUUAAGUUGUUUUAUCAUGUGGAGGAUCGUUUUUAUAAUUUUAUUACAAUGUUGCUAGAACGCUAGGCCUGUUCUUCAUUGGGCAUUUUCUCUGCUUCCCCCAUUUUAGGUGCCUACGUCUACUUGUCUUUCAGGUUCCUUGUUCAAUUAAAGGUCUAUCCUGAAUCUACUUACUGUUUUUUGAGUUUUAA